AUGGGGGUAACAAAUUGGGUUACCGAGCGCCAGAUGGAGGUGGACGAGUCGCAGAACCAGCGGGAUAAACGGGUCGAGGACCUCUGGAGGCAAUUGGACCCCCAGGGGACGGGACAUUUGGACUUUAAGGGGUUGCAGAAGGGGUUGAAGAAGAUUGAUCACCCUAUGAAAAAUGCGGAAGAUAUGUUGCGGAGGAUCAUGACCGUCGUCGACACGAACGAUGACGGUGUGAUUCAGUAUGAAGAGUUCCGUUACUUUGUCGAGCAGACAGAGAGGCAACUCAUGCUUCUUUUCCAGUCUAUAGACAAGGACCAUGAUGGGAGACUUGACAAGACUGAACUACAGGAGGCCUUCCGACGAGCUGGGCUGGUUGUGCCGAUGCGCAAGCUCAGCUCCUUUUUUGGCGAUAUCGACAUGAACAACGAUGGCUAUAUAAGCUUUGAAGAAUGGCGCCCAAGCCGCAAAGCGAGGUGUUGA
Molecule: messenger RNA, 477 nt
Organism: Colletotrichum fioriniae
Lineage: Eukaryota; Fungi; Ascomycota; Sordariomycetes; Glomerellales; Glomerellaceae
Source: RefSeq, a predicted model, not a curated record